Molecule: messenger RNA, 816 nt
Organism: Sclerotinia sclerotiorum 1980 UF-70
Lineage: Eukaryota; Fungi; Ascomycota; Leotiomycetes; Helotiales; Sclerotiniaceae
Exons: 4
Coding region: 1-816 (271 amino acids)
Source: RefSeq, a predicted model, not a curated record
AUGACCGUAAUCUGGGGUUUAGAUCUCAAGGAGAUGCAAUGGGGCAAAUUCAAAGGAGCUUACAUGUUUAAUCAAAUCUAUCAUCUACGAAAAACAAAGAUGAUAGUCUAUCAAAUCGCCAUGAUCUUCUGCGUUUGUUCCGAAUCUGUAGGAACAGCUGCUUUAAGUGAUUACGUGGAUCAGCGAGAUGGCAUAAAAUCACGAUAUGGUUAUCAUACAUCCGUUAGAGAUAUCGUUGGAAUAUUUUCAUUCAAUAUAUUUGUCGGUAUAGCAGUUGCGACCAUCUUUGGAUCUGGAUUCUUUUUCGAUCUUUUCUGGCCUCAACGGCAUGAAACUCCUGCGGUAAAGAUGGCUUGGAAGAUUUGUUCGGUUUUGAUGUGUGUUUUUACUUUGGCAGAUGCUAUUGCUCUUACAGUCAUUGUAGCUACACAAAGAGCAAUGAUUGAUGGAUUGACAAAUUCAGAAGCACAAAGAUAUUUUGAUUUGAAUGGUCCUCCAAAUCCUAUUUAUCGUAAAAAUGCUUAUUGUAUUGCUUCCACUGUACUUUUAUGGCUCGGUAUGCUAGGUACAUUUGCUAGUACAUAUAUCAUGUGGAAAUCACUCGCUCAUGAUAAGAAAUUCGCCACACCUUUCGCAGCUGGUAAAGGACCUGCCGAUGAUCCAUGGGAUAAAUCCAAUCGACCAGGAACUGAAUUAGAAAAAGCACCUACAUCUAUUGAACCAGCGGUUCAAACUCAUAAUAAUGAUCUAGAACAAGGUAGAGGUAUUGUUCAUGAUGGACCUGUAGCGCCAGAAACAAACCCAGUUGUCAAUUAA